CUUGCCCAUGCUUUCUUCACUGGCUCUGACAGAACUGAAUUAGCCCUAACUCAGUCAUCACUGACUCCCAAUAGAGUGAAGGCUAGAAUUUAUGACCAUGGAAACCACCGCUGGAGAAAACCCAUCAUUGAAGAAGAACAUGACCCAAAGCCCAUCAAUUGAAUCUAAUGGUAACAGUGAUGUUGAUAAAGUUCUUGGUUCACUUGAGAGCAAGAGGAAGAGGAAAGGAUACUUACCAAUGGAAUCUGUGAAAAUCCUCUGCGACUGGUUGUAUGGGCACCGGUUCAAGUCUUAUCCCGCAGAAGCAGAGAAACGAAUGCUGUCAGAGAAAACCAGGUUGUCUUUCCUGCAGAUCUCUAAUUGGUUCAUUAAUGCUCACAGGCGUGUUCUUCCUCUAAUGCUUCAACAAGAUGAAAGUGAGCUACAUGACCAAAAAGUCAAGGUUGUGGGUGCAAGCCACCAGCAGAAUACUAAUCCACUUAUGCAGAUCAUAUCAGAGCCUAGAACACUAGAAAAGGUGCAAGACCUAAUCCUGAAUCCCUUGCCAACGGACAUGAAGACAGAAAAGAUGCUAGAUCCAGAAUUGACCCCAGAGCCGAAGAUCCAGCCAGAGACAAAAGUCAACAUUUCUACCAGUAAGUCCUUGCUUAUGUCUUCUUUCAAUCCCAUGUCUACAGAAGAGUAUAAGGACUUCAGCAGUUUCCAACUACUUGUGGAUGCAGCUGUGCAAAAGGCUGCUGAAAUGGAGCUCCAGAAAAAGCAAGGGUUGAUUUUUUGAAAGCAUGAUUUCACAUUUUCUCUAUCAACAAAAUUGCAGUUUUGCCUUCUUUUAUAGAAACAUCCUCCUCCUGGAAGCUCCAUGAAAAUCAUUACUUGGGACUGAAUUUUGCCAAAAA
This is a messenger RNA of Erinaceus europaeus (western European hedgehog), 896 nucleotides long. It is a transcript of the gene TGIF2LX, whose product is annotated as TGFB induced factor homeobox 2 like X-linked. The record is from RefSeq and is a predicted model, not a curated record. Gene Ontology annotation, biological process: regulation of transcription by RNA polymerase II. NCBI's taxonomy places the organism in Eukaryota, Metazoa, Chordata, Mammalia, Eulipotyphla, Erinaceidae. The transcript has a single exon. Gene Ontology annotation, molecular function: RNA polymerase II cis-regulatory region sequence-specific DNA binding; DNA-binding transcription factor activity, RNA polymerase II-specific. Bases 92 to 778 code for a protein of 228 amino acids.